AUGCAUGUCAUUGCAAUCUCCUCCUGCUUUGGUGCGCUAUCUACCGUCUUCGUGUUGCUGAGGCUGUACACCCGGUUCUACCUGAUUAGACAUCCGGGAAUCGACGACUAUAUCAUAACACUGGCAUUGGUACGGUAUCAAGCAAUUGCACAGUCGCAGCUGAUGAUGAGGUUUAGUGUUUUGCAUGAAGUCGAUAAUGGCUCCGGACAGCCCAUAGCAACCUUGUCCCCCGAAACAAUCAAGCUACAACUGAAAGCCCUCUGGCUCUCAAUCCCAUUCUACAACCUAGCCCUAACCCUCACAAAAGCCGCCAUCAUCUCCCUCUAUCUCCGCAUCUUCCCAACACCCAAAUUCGUCCUCACAGCAAGAAUCCUCAUUGCCAUCAUCGUUGUCUACGGGCUCUGGACCGUCCUCAGCGCUUUCCUGAACUGCCUGCCCGUUAGUUCCUUCUGGGACACCUCCGUCAAGGGCAGCUGUAUCCCCAAGGCUUUCCUGUGGUACUUCAACGGCGCAUUUAACAUUGCUACCGAUUUGGCUGUUCUCGUCCUGCCAAUCCCGUCCCUUUCGCAGUUGCGCCUCUCGAAAAGAAGGCAGAAGGUUGGGGUGAUAUUUAUCUUUGCGACGGGAAGCUUUGCCUGUAUCACAAGCAUGGUCCGUCUAAACUACCUGCGCAGGGCAGUCAACUCCCCAGACCCCUCAAAAGACAGCGCCCCCAUAGCCCUCUGGUCCAACAUCGAAGUCAACAGCGGCAUAAUCUGCUGCUGUCUCCCGCCCCUCAAGCCGCUAAUAACGCGCGUCUUCCCACACCUGCUCGCCUCCGCCGCCCUUUCCGGAAACCCCAACGCGCAGGACCAGUAUACCUACAAGUCCUCAGGACCCAGCUCGGGCUCACACCCCAAGCGCACAACGGAUAUAAGCCUUGGAAAGUACGGCGUGGGGGAUUUGACGGUGCUGGAUGAGGGGGAUCUAGCUCUAGCUUCGCCGGCGGCUGUAGCGGGGAGAGGGAAGGGGGGGAGGUCCAGAUCUUACCAGUCUGAUGAGAUUAUGAUCACGCAUGAGGUAAGGAUGGAAUCGUAUGAGAGGGAUGAUGUUGCUCAUAGUGAGACGGAGAGUGAAUGGGGGCUUGUGCCUAGGGAGUAUGCGGACGGGGGGCUGAGGAGGUUGAGGGGCCUGAAUUAG
Aspergillus puulaauensis is the source of this 1179-nucleotide messenger RNA. RefSeq lists its product as uncharacterized. The transcript is spliced from 5 exons. The record is from RefSeq and is a predicted model, not a curated record. The coding region runs from base 1 to 1179 and encodes 392 amino acids. Lineage: Eukaryota; Fungi; Ascomycota; Eurotiomycetes; Eurotiales; Aspergillaceae.